UAUCUCUUAUUAUUUGGACAGAAAUGGAGAGUGUUGAAGCUGCAAGUGCGAACUCCGGGAGAGUUGGGAUCAUUGUUUGGACCAAUGCCAUGACAAAAACCAUGCUUGGUUUUUUGGCUGGUCUUGUUGCUGAUGGGAAGAGAACGUCAAGUGGCUUCAGGGACGUGCAUCAUAGACAAUGUGCUAUUGUUUUGAACGAGCAAUUCAAGCUUUCUGUCACCGGAGAGCAAGUCAAAAAUCAUCUCAAGAAGUGGAGGAAGAUUUGGACGAAGGUGGUCAAUUUGAAGAAUUUAAGUGGAGCUCUAUGGGAUGAAGAUACUUGCACAAUUAGGCUCAGCGAGGAGCACUAUGCAGGGCAUUGUAUGACCCACAAAGCUGAUGCCCCUUCCUGAAUACCCCAAUUGAGCACUAUCAUGCCAUGGCUGCCAUUUAUGGGACAAUUGGGGCCAAGGGGCUGAAUGGCAGAUCUGGCAAUGAUCUUCUUUCCAUUGAUCUUGAAGACGAGGAGAACGGUGAGGUCAACACGUCACCAAAUGUUGGUGAAUCUUCUGUCCCCAAG
Triticum dicoccoides is the source of this 559-nucleotide messenger RNA. RefSeq lists its product as uncharacterized. The transcript is spliced from 2 exons. Bases 24 to 392 code for a protein of 122 amino acids. The record is from RefSeq and is a predicted model, not a curated record. Lineage: Eukaryota; Viridiplantae; Streptophyta; Magnoliopsida; Poales; Poaceae.